CGAAGAUAAAUUCAUAGUAAAAAGAUUUCAUCACCAAUUAGUCUAUUGUAACCAAACUAACCUCAAAAAUGUCUGAAGAAACAAAUUCAAACAAAACAAUUAAAAUCGAACCGAUCGAUGAUUAUCCUCAAGUAAAACAGGAAUUUGAUGAUUAUGAAAAUACAUCAGACUUGUGUAUGUACAAUGAUGAUAUAUGUCUACAGCAAUUUCUUAAAUCUGAAGUUACAAUUGAUGAGGAAAUAAAACAAGAAACGUUUGAUGAGCAAGAUGCUUCGGCUAAUACAAACCAAAGGGUUUUAGAUGAAAAACAUUACAAAUGUAACGAAGAGAUCACUAAUUCAAGUAAUUUAAUGGAUAGCACGAACAAAUCAAUUGAAAGAGUUUCAGAAAAACGUAAGACAACUAGUAAGUUGAAGCGCUAUGAAUGUGAAAUAUGCCAUAAAUCAUUCGUAACAAAACAAAACUUAAAACAACACGGAAUAAUCCAUACUGGGGAACGGCCUCAUGAGUGCAAAAUAUGCAAUAAAAGAUUUACACAGUCAAAUAAUUUAAGAAAGCAUUCAUCAGUGCAUAAUGAAGAACGACCUUAUUUUUGUAAAAUAUGCCAUGAGGAAUUCAAAGGAAAACAAAACUUAAACCAACACAAAAUGAUCCAUAUUAAAAAACGACCUUAUAAUUGUGUAACAUGCAAUAAAAUAUUCACAAGAAAAUACAUCUUAACCCGACAUGAAAUGAUCCAUACUGGACAACGGCCUUAUGAAUGCAUAAUAUGCAAUAAGAGAUUUUCAGAGUCAGGUAAUUUAAGACAGCAUUUAUCUGUGCAUAUUGGUGAACGACCUUAUAAUUGUGAAAUAUGUAAUAAAACAUUCAAAACGAAAAGCAUUUUAAAUCAACAUAAACUGGUCCAUACUGGGAAAUAGUCUGAUGAAUGCAUAAUAUGCAAUAAGAGGUUUCACAGUCAGGUGGUUUAAGUCGGCAUUUAUCAAUGCAUACAGACGAAUGACCUUAUAGUUGUAAUUGUGAAUUAUGCAAUAAAACAUUAGCAAGAAAACGAGCAUUAAUCGUACAUGAAAGAGUACACACUGAAAAAAACAAAAAACCCAAUCAACAAGACUUUUGAAUUGACCAUUAAACUCAUCACUGAAUUUAUAUUUAUCAGGGUACUAAUUGCAAUUUAUGUAUUAUAUAA
Messenger RNA from Ctenocephalides felis (cat flea), 1189 nucleotides. Its product is annotated as zinc finger protein 570-like. Gene Ontology annotation, molecular function: RNA polymerase II cis-regulatory region sequence-specific DNA binding; DNA-binding transcription factor activity. The record is from RefSeq and is a predicted model, not a curated record. Bases 69 to 920 code for a protein of 283 amino acids. NCBI's taxonomy places the organism in Eukaryota, Metazoa, Arthropoda, Insecta, Siphonaptera, Pulicidae. Gene Ontology annotation, biological process: regulation of transcription by RNA polymerase II. The transcript has 2 exons.